AUGCCGGGUGUCUUUCCAGCCGCUUCCUGUCCACCUCUCUACCUGCCCCGCCCAACCCAAUGCGAACAUGCCACGCCUUCAUUCCUCCCAGCCACCAAGACUACCUUCGCUUUCUCCUCGCUUGCCGUCCUUCAAUCCAAGUCAAUCUGCUUCCUUGAUUUCUAUCCGUCUACUGCGAGCAAGGCCAGUCGCAAAGGCAAAGACGAUAAACCGCCCCCCGCGACUGGACCUGGCAGUAAAAUUGUAGCCCUUCCGGUACUUUUGAAAAAACACAUAAAGAUUUUAGACGCCGAAACGGUCAACAUCCAGUAUGACACGUUCAACGUCAAAUCCUUACCUGUGGAAAUUUAUUCAAACGAAGAAAUCGCAGAGAAAACCGUAAAAUUGCUGAUCGCUAACAACAGGUUGAAGCGCAUGCCGAAAACUGUAGCCAAUCUACGACUUUUGAACACGCUGGACAUUCGAAACAACAACCUAACAAGUUUUCCGACCAGUAUAGCGAAAAUGGCCUGCUUGGUCAAUUUAGAUUUGACCAACAAUAACCUGAAAAAGCUGCCCCGAACCAUUCACCGGUGUCCGUCAUUGAGCGUCUUGCAUGUUUCGAACAAUCGUUUGAGCUCAUUACCAAAGAAAUUCGGUAAGAGUCCGUCGCUGACGUAUGUCAACCUUUCGCACAAUUUGAUCCGUUCGUUUCUGAAGAAUAUUUACGAGAUGAAUGCCGAGCUGAAUCUUUCGCACAACCGCUUAAAGGCUCUGCCCAGUGCAAAUGUUAAAAAGCCGCGGAUUAAAGAGUUGGACGUCUCGUAUAAUAUGCUGGAAAGUAUCCCAGAGACAAUUAAUAAAUUGACCCGAUUGGUUCGACUUGACGUGUCCAAUAAUAAUGUAACUGAUAUUCCCAAGGAACUCGGCUCCCUUAAUUACAUCGAAAACAUUAAUCUUUCUAACAACAAACUGAAUUCUCUGCCACAAGAACUAUGUAAGAUAGCUACAGCUCUCAGGGUCUUGAAUUUAUCUGGAAACCAAAUCCGUUACUUACCAGAAGAAAUCGAACGUUUUCGUAAUCUGGAGACUUUAGAUAUUUCUAAUAACAAAAUCGAAUUUAUGCCUGAGGGGACGAAAUACUUAUCGUGCUGCCAACAUAUCGAUGUGUCGAAUAAUGAACUGACGUCUGUGAAGUUUGCAGUGUCCCUUGAAAGUUUAAGUGAGCUCAACAUCGCUCACAACCACAUCGAGGUGCUCCCGGACGAUAUGAAAGCGAUGCGUGCCCUGAAAUCACUGAAUCUUUCUUUUAAUCGACUCAAGGAGAUUCCGGACGCUAUUGGUGAUCUCGUUUCCUUGAAAGCCCUAAACGUAGCCGGCAACGCGAUCACCACCCUGACGCCGACUCUGGGUGAAAAUCAAGUUCUGAGUUCUCUAGACAUCUCCCAGAAUUCCAUAUCGGACUUGCCAAAGGAUCUGCGUAAGUUCCGCAACCUGGAACUCUUCCACAUCUCUCACAAUCAGAUCCGAUCCGUUCCGAAAUCGAUCGAGUCUCUGUAUCAGUUGCAAUCGCUGGACGUGUCCGGCAACGAGAUAACUGACGUCCCUUUACCAAAGACAGUCCGGAAGCUGUAUAUAUCAGACAACCCCUUUGAUAUAGAUCAAAGUGAUGCAACCACGACUUUGAACCUGAUUGGACACAAGGAUCACGUGAUCCAGCUGACAACCUUAGAGUUGGCCGGCUUGAAGUUGAAAACCAUCCCGAGUAGCACAUUUAAACUGCGGCUGCUUACCUCUUUAAACCUAUCCAAAAAUAAUAUUGUAACUGUACCAGAUCUCUUUAAUAAAUUACGGGUUUUAGUGUCGUUAAAUUUGAGUGAGAACUCGAUUGAGGCUUUGCCUCCAUCAUUUGAAAGUCUCUGUCAUUUAGAACAUUUAGAUGUUAGCUCGAACAAACUGUCCGACUUCCUUCCCGAACUGACGAAUCUGAUCCAUCUACAAACGUUGGACAUGUCCGGAAAUCAGAUCUCUCAUUUACCAGAUCAUUUCGGUAGUCUGAACAAACUCUUGAGGCUUGAUCUUUCUCGCAACGAACUGCUCAGUUUUCCCUCCGAUCGCGUUGACGUGUUUGCCUCGCUUCUUUUCCUUGACCUGGCUCACAAUCAUAUCGACUCGAUUCCUACAGAGUUCGCUUACCUCUACCGAAUCAAAGUCCUUGUUUUAAAGGGAAAUGACCUGGAAUCACUUCCGUCGCAGAUAGACAAGAUGGCGUCUCUGGAACAACUGGAUGUGUCGGACAAUAUCAUUUCCAGCUUGCCGGAGAAUAUCUGUAAACUCCCUAGUGUAAAGGAGCUGAAGCUUUCGGAUAACAAAAUUACGCAGGGAUUCCCGAAGAAUUUUGAGCGUCUCCGGCAAAAUGCCCAGGUGGAGUUUGACGAACAAUCGUCUUUUAAGACUCGAGUCCCUCGGGAUCGUCCAGUAAAAGUUGCCCCUGCAGUUAGCGGAGCGGCAAAGAAAAAGGACAAAAGCGAAUCUCAUACUGUCUUGCAUCUUUCUCUCGCCUUCUCAUUUUUACUUCUCUCUUUUCUCCUCUUCUCUUUUUUUCUUUUCUUCUUUAUAUUUUCCUCUUUCAUUCCCCUUCAUCCCUUAUUUUGUAGUUAA
Molecule: messenger RNA, 2640 nt
Organism: Acanthosepion pharaonis
Lineage: Eukaryota; Metazoa; Mollusca; Cephalopoda; Sepiida; Sepiidae
Source: the annotation of a GenBank genome assembly